Messenger RNA from Triticum turgidum subsp. durum (durum wheat), 2184 nucleotides. NCBI's taxonomy places the organism in Eukaryota, Viridiplantae, Streptophyta, Magnoliopsida, Poales, Poaceae. The record is from the annotation of a GenBank genome assembly.
AUGGAGGCGCCGUCGUCGGACCAGUACCGCUCCAGCUCCUCCUCGGCGGGGAGCCCCUCCGCCCCGGCCGGCGGCGCGGGCCGGCGCUACUACUUCCCGAGGCCGGGCCGGCCCGUCUCCUUCGAGGACUCGCCCGACUGGGGGGACGACAUCACCGUCGACGCCGCCGCCCACGCAGCGGACUCCUCCUCCUCCAUCCACCUCGCCUCCGCCUCCGCCUCCGCCGCCAGCAGCGCCUACCCGUCCCCGUCCACCUCCCUCCCGGGGCCCUCCGCGUCCGCGUCCGGCUCCGGAUUCCGGGAGCGCAAGGUGGCCGGCGCCGCGCUCGUCUGGAAGGAGCUCAGCGUCUCCGUCCGGGACGGCCGCCGCCCCGGCCGCGUCGUCAGGGGCUCCAGCGGCUACGCGCUGCCCGGCACGCUCACCGUCGUCAUGGGCCCCGCCCGCUCCGGCAAAUCCACCCUCCUCCGGGCCAUAGCAGGGAGGCUGCGCGGCGCCGAGCGGAUGUACGGCGACGUCUUCGUCAAUGGCGUCAAGUCACCCUUGCCAUAUGGAUCAUAUGGGUAUGUUGACCGGGACGAUGUGCUAAUCGAAUCUCUCACAGUACGGGAGAUGCUGUACUACUCAGCGCUCUUGCAGCUCCCGAGCGUCUUCUCUUCCAAUAAGUCAUUUGUGGAAGAUGCUAUCGCGGCCAUGUCGUUGGGUGACCAUGCUGACAAACUCAUUGGUGGACACUGCUUUACAAAGAGGCUUCCAACUGGCGAGAGGAGGCGGGUCAGCAUUGCAAGGGAGCUUGUGAUGAGGCCACAUGUUUUGUUCAUCGAUGAGCCUCUGUACCACCUCGACAGUGUUUCUGCACUCCUCUUGAUGGUAACACUGAAGAAACUUGCAAGCACAGGGUGCACAGUCAUCUUCACAAUGUAUCAAAGCAGCACGGAGGUUUUUGGACUUUUCGAUCGGAUUUGCUUGCUUUCAAAUGGGAAUACCCUCUUCUUUGGGGAAACAUUGGCUUGCCUGCAGCACUUCUCAAAUGCUGGGUUUCCAUGUCCAAUCAUGCAAAGUCCAUCUGACCACUUCUUGAGGGCAAUCAAUACCGACUUUGACAGAAUCAUAGCAAUGUGCAAGAAUCUGCAGGAUGAUCAAGGGGAUUUCUCAUCAGUGAGCAUGGACACUGCUGUGGCAAUCCGGACACUAGAAGCAACAUACAAAUCAUCGGCUGAAGCUGCCGCUGUUGAAUUGAUGAUUGCAAAAUUGAUUGAGAAGGAAGGUCCUUACUUGAAAAGUAAAGGCAGAGCCAGUGAUGCAGCGAGAAUUGGAAUUCUCACUUGGAGAUCAUUGCUAAUUAUGUCAAGAGACUGGAAGUACUUCUGGAGCAGGCUUGUCUUGUAUAUGCUUCUUGCUCUCUCAAUCGGCACCAUAUUUAUCGACAUUGGUCAUUCAUUAUCAUCUGUAGUGGUUAGGAUUUCUGCGAUAUUUGUGUUUGUUUCAUUUCUCGUCCUUUUAAGUGUUUGUGGUGUACCUGCGCAUAUUGAUGAGAUCAAGAUAUAUUCCCAUGAGGAUUCAAAUCGGCAUUCUGGGACAUUGGUUUUCCUACUAGGCCACUUCCUAUCCAGCAUCCCCUUCCUAUUUCUGGUGUCUAUUUCGUCGUCGUUGGUUUUCUACUUCCUGAUAGGCCUCAGGAAUGAGUUCAGCUUCCUUAUGUACUUUAUAAUCACCAUCUUUACGUGCCUGUUGGCUAACGAGGCACUUAUGAUGAUUGUUGCCUACAUCUGGCUUGAAACUUACAAGUGCACCUUAACCCUGAUUUGCUUAUAUGUUGUCAUGAUGCUGGUGGCUGGGUAUUUUCGGAUCCGAGACGCAAUACCAGUGGCCGUGUGGAACUAUCCGCUGUCCUACAUUUCGUUCCAUACAUACGCCGUCCAGGGCUUGGUCGAGAACGAGUAUGUCGAUACAUCAUUUGCAGUCGGGGCCACAAGGACAAUACCCGGCGUGCAGGCUGUCCGAGGCUCGUAUGGCAUUUCAUCAUCGGCAGGCGCCAAGUGGAUGAACCUCCUUGUUUUGCUCCUGAUGGCGAUCGGCUACCGGGUCGUCUUGUAUGUUUUGCUUCGUCUAGAUGUGAGGAGACAUGUGAGGCUUGGCAGGCGCUCUUGCUGGCCCAGCAUCCACACUAGUGCAGCUCCAAAGUGA